Exaiptasia diaphana is the source of this 2521-nucleotide messenger RNA. RefSeq names its product lysosomal alpha-mannosidase. Lineage: Eukaryota; Metazoa; Cnidaria; Anthozoa; Actiniaria; Aiptasiidae. Gene Ontology annotation, molecular function: carbohydrate binding; alpha-mannosidase activity. The record is from RefSeq and is a predicted model, not a curated record. The coding region runs from base 27 to 2234 and encodes 735 amino acids. The transcript has 5 exons. Gene Ontology annotation, cellular component: lysosome. Gene Ontology annotation, biological process: mannose metabolic process.
UGUGACUUCUUCCAUGCAUUGUGCAGAUGGGAAGCAUGAAUUUUCCAUGUUUCUUCGUUCUUUUUGUGUCAGUAUUUUCUUCUGUAUCUCUGGGGUUUGAAUGUGCUGGAAAAGGCGCAGAAAAUAGUGGAGAAAAGCUGAAUGUUCACAUUGUAGCUCAUACUCAUGACGAUGUUGGAUGGCUGAAGACUGUUGACGAGUAUUAUUAUGGAGCCWWCAACUYMAUWCARCACGCCGGUGUUCAGUACAUCUUAGACUCAGUCAUUCCAGCACUGAAUGCAGAUCCCAACAAGAGAUUUAUCUAUGUAGAAAUUGCAUUCUUUAAGCGUUGGUGGGACCAGCAAGACGUCACUAUGAAGGAAAUCGUGAAGAAACUUGUUUUGCAAAAACGACUGGAAUUUAUUAACGGUGGAUGGUGUAUGAAUGACGAAGCAUCAACACACUACAAUGCAAUCAUUGAUCAAAUGACUGUAGGAUUAAAGUUUAUUAAAGAUACAUUUGGAGAUGAUGCGCGGCCUAGAAUCGCCUGGCAUAUUGACCCGUUCGGACACUCGAACGAACAAGCUUCGUUGUUUGCGCAAAUGUCAUUUGAUGGUUUCUUCUUUGGACGCAUCGACUACGCUGACAAAAAAGCAAGGCUCCAGGAUCAGCGCAUGGAAAUGAUUUGGCGUGGAAGUAAGAGUGGAAAUCUCGGUAAAARUUCAGAUAUUUUCACUGGUGUGCUGUACAAUGGCUAUAAUCCUCCUCCCGGGUUUUGCUUUGACCAGUUUUGCAAAGACCAGCCAAUGAUGKCUGAUCCYAAUCURCAGGAUAUGAAUGUGAAAGAGAAGACGGAAGACUUUAUUGAGUAUGUCUGUGAUCAGGCAAAACAUUACAAGAGUAACAACAUCAUGCUUACUAUGGGAUCAGAUUUUAUGUACGAGAAUGCUAACCUGUGGUUCAAGAAUCUUGAUAUUUUAAUGAAAUAUGUCAAUCAGGAUAGCAGAGUUCAUGCCUUUUAUUCAACACCAACAACCUACCUAGAUAUGGUCCAUAAUAGCAAUUUGACGUGGGGAUUAAAAACUGAUGAUUUCUUUCCUUAUGCUGACUGUCCUCAUUGUUACUGGACUGGCUACUUCACUAGYAGGCCAGCACUCAAGAGAUAUGUGCGAUACAAUAAUAAUUUAUUACAGGCCUGCAAACAACUAGAGGUUCUCAAUGGACCUUCACAAUCUGGGUAUCCAUCAUCUGACCUGCUUCAAAGGGCCAUGGCAGUUGCACAGCAUCAUGACGCUGUCAGUGGCACAUCUAAACAACAUGUUGCUGAUGACUACGAUAAGAGACUUUCCAUUGGGGCAGCUAGCUGCCAGGCCUUCAUCAGCAAUGUCCUUGGAAAAUUCUCUACUUUUGACCAAGAAGGCGAUGUCCCAGUUUUUACAUUCUGUGACCUUCUUAACGUCAGCUCGUGUGCUUUGACUGAAUCAAGCAAGAACUUUGUGGUGACCAUGUACAACCCACUUGCUCGUGACGUUGCUACAUACGUUCGUCUUCCGGUUGUGUCGAGUUCAAUGGCCGUCUUCGACCCUCAAGGCGGACCAGUUGAGAGCCAAAUUCUACCAAUCUCAAAAGAGACUAAAGAGGUGCGCGAUCUUCAGCAUUUGUCGAAAAGUACUUCGAGUUACGAGCUUGUCUUCCAGGUCAAGCUACCUGCUCUCGGCUAUGCAUCGUACUUUGUAAGUGUUGGCAAUACAAGGCAGACAUUAAUGUCAUUCAACCCUGUGGCACGCUCUGUGGACGAGACCUUGUCCAUUGAAAACGAGUUUGUAAAACUUGAGUUUUACAAAGGUCUUAAACGAGAUCUUCCACAAAAUAUUCACUUAUUGACGCUGGAGACAAUGGACCAACAUGCUCUUAUUCGCGUUGAACAUCAGUUUGAAGCCGGUGAAGAUGCCAAGCUAUCCCUUCCUGCAAACAUCAGCUUUGAUGGACUGUUUUCUGAUUUUGACGUGAUUACAGUAGAGGAGCUUAAUCUUUCUGCCAACCAAAAAUUAAGCAACAAAAAGCCAAUGAAUUGGGUGAUAAAAACACUGAAAAACUUCAAGAAGAGAUCUAGCGUUGAGAAAUCUCCAAAAGAUCAAAGCUCUUCUAUGGAAGUAAAACCAAUGGAAAUUCGAACUUUCAGCGCUUCCAUCAAAUAUACAACACGCUACAGAAGGAAUAAAAGAUUCACGAAAUUUUUAAAGCGUCACAACUAAUUGAAUAUGCUAUUAUUAUGAAAUCAUCGCCAAGAAAAUGGACAUUGUAUCACAAAUUGUGAAUUUUGCAUGGUAUACUGCGUGAUGUUGUAAUUUACGUCAAGCCCUUUAUUAGAUUGAUAUGUUUUAGUAAAUUAUUGGUUUUCGCUUUUUUGGAAUAAUUUGUGUUUUUUGUAAAACUUAUUUGUAAAGUAUAAAUAUUUGAAAUAUUGGUGAAACUUUAUGUGCAGACAUUGUUGAUGGGCAUUGGGAAUAGAUGAAAUUUAAUAAAAUAUUUGGAAAGCUAA